Molecule: messenger RNA, 6994 nt
Organism: Acanthopagrus latus (yellowfin seabream)
Lineage: Eukaryota; Metazoa; Chordata; Actinopteri; Spariformes; Sparidae
Gene: ino80
Product: INO80 complex ATPase subunit
Exons: 38
Coding region: 736-5715 (1659 amino acids)
Biological process (GO): chromatin remodeling; DNA-templated transcription; DNA repair
Cellular component (GO): Ino80 complex; nucleus
Molecular function (GO): ATP hydrolysis activity; DNA binding; histone binding
Source: RefSeq, a predicted model, not a curated record
AAAGAAUUAAAACAUGGGGAUCAUUCGUUCCGAGUCCCCCGCUCGUAUCCGCAGCAAGGGUACGAGAGGCGCGGGCGGAGGGCCUUGCUGUCGCUGCACCGCGGCUAGCCUGUUUUGAAGAAUCGCUAUUAAACCAAUAUCAUAUCUUAAUACAUUGUUUAGGAAGGGAGGUGGUGGCCUUAAAGAGACAGAACCGAUUUGAAUACUUCAUAUUAAUGGUGUGAGAGGACGUCUGUGUCCAAACGCUUAGUGUCGGAUAAGCUAACGUCUGUGAUGAAAAGCUACACUAGAGGAGGGGAUAGCGAGGAUGCUGCCGCUCUCCCACACAGGCUAGGUGUAAAGAAAACCAGCUAGCGACGAUAACUAACGCCUGUGGUGUGGUUUACUCUAACCAGUAAGCUGUCAGUGUGUGCGUAAACCAGCACCUUGACCCUUUACUGUCAUUGAUCGGAGGCAAUGCUACCGUGCUGACACAGCGAGGCUGCUAACGGUCGUUAGCUGGCGAGUUCACAGCCCGGUGCACCAUCCAAGGUUAGCUAGCAAACCCCCGGCUAAUGCUAGCACGGAUUUGCUAGCUGGCUAAUCACAACAUAAGGGUGCCUUAGCGAAUGAAGCUAAAUAUCGUCCAGGGGUUUUCAUUGUUGACUGAUCAUUAAUCUUGGAAUCAAGAAAAAAUGACAUCCCUUCCUGAGAAGUAAAAGUUGCUGCCCUGCUGGGCAGAGGUGCGUGUGCUGCAUGGCGUCAGGGCAGGGUGGCCGGCCGGAGGUUGGGGCAUCAGGGAGCUCUGCCCUGGCCAAACCUCUCUACCUGCAGCGCUUAGAAAGGACCCUGAGGUUGGACACGUUCCUGCGCCAGACUGCCGCCAUCUUCAACAGAGACAUUACCAGUGAUGACAGUGAUGACAGCGAUGGUGCAUUGGGGAGAGGGCUAUCCCUGGAUCCCUCCGGUCAGCAUACAGCUUUGACUGUGAAGACUGAGCCAUGUGAGCAAGGGGAGGGGUUGGCAGAGGGGAAGCCCCUCAACGGAGUUCUGCUGCAAGGUAAAGACCAAAAGGCAGAUAAAACUAGCUUCUACAAUUUCUCCAAGCUGAAGAAGAACAGAAAAUGGCUGAAGAGUAUCCUGUUGAGUGACGACACCACAGAUUCGGACACAGACUCCGACGACUCCGACUUCAGUUUGUCUCGGGAGGAGCUGCACGACAUGCUGAGGCUGCAUCGCUUCACCAGGCAGCAUCAGAGCAAGUUCCACUCUGACCGAGAGCUUCACCAGUAUCAGUAUUACAGCACUGGACUCCUCUCUACUCAUGACCCCUUCUAUGAGCAGCAGCGCCACCUCCUGGGCCCAAAGAAGAAGAAGAUUAAAGAUGAGAAGAAAUUCAAAGCCAAACUAAAAAAGGUGAAGAAAAAGAAGAAACGGGGAGAGGGAGACUUUUUGGACGAGGGGCGUCCUUAUGUCACCAAGAUCUUCGCAAAGUUUUCCCAUGAUGCUCCGCUACCCGUAGUGAAGAAGAAACAUCUCACCAUCGAGCAGCUGAACGCACGUCGACGAAAAGUCUGGCUGACCAUCGCUAAGAAGGAGAUCCCCAAGUCUUUCAAGCAGAAGACGUCUGCUAAGAACUUAGUACUGACCAAUGCUAAAAAGUUGGCUCAUCAGUGCAUGAGAGAAGUUCGGCGUGCAGCUAUCCAAGCCCAAAAGAAUUGUAAGGAGACGUUACCGAGGGCUCGCCGCCUCACCAAGGAGAUGAUGCUCUACUGGAAGAAGUAUGACAAAGUGGAGAAGGAGCACAGGAAGAGGGCGGAGAAGGAGGCGCUGGAGCAACGGAAGCUGGAUGAGGAGAUGAGAGAAGCCAAGCGUCAGCAGCGCAAAUUGAAUUUCCUCAUCACCCAGACGGAGCUGUAUGCUCAUUUCAUGAGCGGUAAAGCCAGCAUCGGGGGUCCAGAGGGAGAUACAGCCCAGGAGGAAAUUCUGAGAAAGCUGGAAGACACCGCGGCGCAGAGACAGAUUGACAUCGGAGGAGGCGUAAUGGUCAACAUGGGACAGGAGGACUACGAUAGUGAACACUACAAGUCCCAGGCCUUGAGGAAUGCCAAAGAAGCCUACCAGAUUCAUCAAGAGAGAACUCGAAUGUUUGAUGAGGAGGCUAAGGACAGCCGCUGCGCUUCGCUACACGCGGCGUGCAGCUCAUCCUCGGGCGCCGGCUCAGGCUUCGGAGAGAGCUACAGCCUCUCCAACCCGUCCAUCAACGCAGGUGAAGACAUUCCUCAGCCCACCAUCUUCAACGGCAAACUCAAAGGCUACCAGCUGAAGGGCAUGAACUGGCUGGCCAACCUCUAUGAGCAGGGAAUCAAUGGAAUCCUGGCAGACGAGAUGGGGCUGGGGAAGACGGUCCAGAGUAUCGCCCUGCUGGCACACUUAGCAGAGAGAGACAACAUCUGGGGCCCGUUCCUGAUCAUCUCCCCUGCAUCCACGCUCAACAACUGGCACCAGGAGUUCACGCGCUUUGUGCCCAAAUUCAAGGUGUUGCCAUACUGGGGGAAUCCUCAUGAUCGUAAGGUGAUUCGGAAGUUUUGGAGCCAGAAAACCCUUUACACACAAAACGCACCUUUCCACGUGGUGAUCACAAGCUACCAGCUGGUGGUCCAGGACGUCAAGUACUUCCAGAGAGUCAAGUGGCAGUACAUGGUUCUGGAUGAGGCGCAGGCGCUGAAGAGCAGCACCAGCGUUCGGUGGAAAAUCCUUCUGCAGUUCCAGUGUCGAAACAGACUGCUGCUCACUGGGACGCCCAUCCAGAACACAAUGGCUGAGCUGUGGGCCCUGCUGCACUUCAUCAUGCCCACGCUGUUCGAUUCCCACGACGAGUUUAACGAGUGGUUCUCCAAGGACAUCGAGAGCCACGCCGAAAACAAGUCGGCCAUCGACGAGAACCAACUGUCCAGGCUGCACAUGAUCCUCAAGCCUUUCAUGCUGCGCAGAAUCAAGAAGGAUGUGGAAAACGAGCUCUCAGACAAGAUUGAGAUCCUGACCUACUGCCAGCUGACGUCGCGACAGAGGUUGCUCUACCAGGCUCUGAGGAACAAGAUCUCCAUCGAGGAUCUGCUGCAGUCCUCCAUGGGCUCGGCCCAGCAGUCCCACACCACCACCUCCUCCCUCAUGAACCUGGUGAUGCAGUUCAGGAAGGUGUGUAACCACCCUGACUUGUUUGAGCGCCAGGAGACACGCUCUCCUUUCCACAUGUCCCUCAAGCCCUACAUCAUGUCCAAGUUCCUCUACCGUCAUGGCCUCCUCCACGGACACAACCAGGCCAAAAACAAAUUACUUCAAGUGCUGUUGUCUCCCUUCUCUCCAAACCACAUCCAGCAGUCGCUCUUUCACAGAAAAGGUGACGACAAAGGAAGCUGUUUCUCCUUCCUGCGCUUCAUCGACACGUCCCCAGCUGAGAUGUCCAAUCUCAUGCUGCAAGGCACCUUAGCGAGAUGGUUAGCUCUUUUUCUGUCCCUCAAAGCCGCGUAUCGGCUCCACCAUCGGCGCCUGUUCGGCCUUGAAGAAGAGAGUCGGGAGGAAACCAGAGACUUGCAGGGGGACGGAGAAAGUUCACAGCCCAGGAAGAAGUGUCUGUCUCACAAGGACCUGAUUCUGUGGCUGAACAGGCCGACUAGUUUCCCGAAUAUGCACAACAGCCCUGUCCUGCAGGAUCUGGUGUUCACAGCCCUCAGGCCGGGCACGAUGGGACUCACAGACGUGAUGAUCCACAGCCGGAACUCUGCCACCUCCUCGCUGCGGCCCUGCCAGUCCGUACCGCCACCCAAGUUCCUGCUAGCCGCCACGCCCAGGGUGACUGCAGUUCCCAUGGAGCGUUAUUGUGACGACCGCAGCGCAGAGUACGAGUGGCGGGUGACACGCGGCGGAGGGGGCACAGUCUUCAAACAGUGUUUUCUCUACGGCUCCCCUGAACUCGCUUCAGACUGGCGCACGAGGUCCAAUACAUUCCACCCACAAUGCCCUGGGGGCGUGAUGGCGCUUUACCCGCGGCAUGGAUGGUCAUUCAUUCGGAUACCUGAUAAGGAGAGCCUGAUCAUGGAAAGUGGCAAACUCCACACAUUGGAUGUCCUGUUGAGUCGGUUAAAGUCCCAGGGACACAGAGUCCUCAUCUACUCCCAGAUGACCCGCAUGAUAGACCUGCUGGAGGAGUACAUGGUUUACCGUAAACACACCUACAUGCGCCUCGACGGAUCCUCCAAGAUAUCGGAGCGCAGAGACAUGGUGGCCGACUUCCAGAGCCGGACGGAUAUCUUCGUCUUUCUGCUGAGUACGAGGGCUGGAGGGCUCGGCAUUAACCUGACGGCUGCUGACACUGUCAUCUUUUAUGACAGCGACUGGAACCCCACAGUGGACCAACAGGCCAUGGACAGAGCUCACAGGUUGGGUCAGACCAAGCAGGUCACCGUCUAUCGCCUCAUCUGUCAGGGUACCAUCGAGGAGAGGAUCCUGCAGCGGGCCAAGGAGAAGAGCGAGAUCCAAAGGGUUGUGAUCUCUGGAGGCAACUUCAAACCAGACACGCUCAAACCCAAAGAGGUGGUCAGCCUGCUGCUGGAUGACGAUGAGCUGGAGAAGAAAUUGCGUCAGAGGCAGGAGGAGAAGAGGCAGCAGGAGGAGUGCAGCAAGGUGAAAGAACGCAAGAGAAAGAGGGAGAAGUAUGCAGAGAAGAAGCAAAACCAGGAGUCGGAGAACAAGAGGAAAAAGGAGGUCAACCUGGUCAUCUCUCACGCACCCUCAGCCGACAACUCCAACCUCUCUGCAGACGACUCCUUCAUCAGCGUUGAGAUGGACUCGGCCAUGCCCAGUCCCUUUAGUGAGAUCUCCCUGAGCAGCGAGCUCCAGCCCGGCUCGUUACCUCCGGAUGCCGACGCAGACGAGAGCAGCAGCGACAUGCUGGUCAUCGUGGACGAUCCGGUGUCCUCCGCGCCGCAGUCUCGCGCCACCAACUCGCCCUCCUCUGUGACCGGAUCAGUGUCCGACAACAUGAAUGGUGUUUCAGCCUCGGACACCAUCAGUCCAGGCAGAGGCCGGUCAGGGCGGAGUCGGGGGCGGCCCAAAGGGUCAGGAGGCGGGACAAAGUCCGGAGGGAAAGGACGCGGGCGCAAGUCGACCGCGGGCAGCGCGGCGGCUAUGGCGGGAGCGAUGGCUGGUGCUGCAGCGGCAUCAGCAGCAGCGUAUGCUGCUUAUGGUUACAGUGUUUCUAAAGGGGAAGGCUCAAGUCAUUUUAUUGUGAAAAAUCUCGAGGAAGUGUUGAGAUUCAUCCGUAGUAACCUGAGUCAUGACUUACCCGUGAAACAAUACAUAAAGUAUCAACACAACAGGCCUUGCUGCGUCCAGCCCCCUGCAGCCUUCCCUGGGCCGGUCUGGUACCAGCCCCGCCUUCAACCCCAGCAGGAGCUCCUCCCCCCAGGCCAAAGGAGGAGCGUCCACCCCGAGCCCCCACAAACAGCUGGCCCAAGGCCACCACCACCACCACCACCACAGCGGCCACGGCGCCGUCAGGAAAGGCAAAGGCCCCGGUGGUCCCGGGGCUCGAUGAUGCACUCGUACACCCAUGAAUGUGCCCACACACACAUGCACGCACAACUGUCUCCAUAUAGAACACACACCCAUGCAGAAAAACUGACCUACUCUCACUGUGAUCCCCAUGGAUGCCCCUACGCCUGGCUCAGCAACUAAUAGGACCCCCUUCACUCACACACACACACACAGUCAUUUGAAGGUACAGACCCACCCACCCCCCCCACCAGCGUCCACAUUACUUGUUCCACAUUUUAGUUUUACGUGUCCUGGUCGGUGCGCAAAAAUCUGCCUUGAUUAUGUUCUGUUUGCAUUGUGACGAGAGUAUUUUCCAAGUGCUUUCUCCGAGAAGACAAACUGUACUUUUCUACCCGUGACAGGAAACUUUUUUGAUUCACUACCUAGUUGUGACAUCGCAACACAGGUGUGAACCGACGCGUGCGGAUUAAAAGGGCUUCGAAAUCCUCGUGAUCGCCAGUCGUAGGGGAGGCGAAGGAGUUUUCUGUCGGAUGCACUGAGCCACGUCUUCCUUUUUUCUUUUUUUUUGUCGAUGUUAUUGACUCUCAUACGUGUACAUUAGGGUUAUUUAAUUGUUCUGUAGAUAUGUUUCGAUGGAUGAUUCUGCAUUUCGGAGCUCAAUGUGAAACCCACACCUUACCGACGAGAAACAGGUUACCAAACAAAAAACGUUGACAGCUUUUCUACUAAAGCUCUUAUUUUUGUAACGACGAUGUGAGCGCCCGCGCCGACGCGGCAGGUCUCGGCAUUUUGAAGAUUUCCUGUCCGUAAAAAUAUAUUCCCGUACAGAAGGAAAAAUGAGAAAUUGAUUAUAUAUUUUUUGUCCAAUGAGAAAUUGAAUGAAUGGAUGUUACAAGAAAAAAAAAAAAGAUAUUCCAAAAUGAGGGGUACCGGUUGAUACGGCAAUGCUGCUAACAGUAAAUUUAUGGAUUUCUUUUAUUUUCUAAUUAUUUGGUUGUCUAAUAUUUAAGUUAUUUGAGUUGUGUUAUUAGAAAUGGGGCAAUUCACUAUAAUUGCCAAUGGGAUGUUUCACCUGUAGAACAAUGUAAAUUGUACUGAAGCCAUUUUUACUUUUCACAAGUUUUUUUUUUUUUUGUGAUGAGGAGUCUGUGGUUCUCUUUGAUAUCAUUGAUGUUUUAGGAGGGAAAAAGAAAAAAAAAAAGGUCUGCAUCAGUGUCCUGAGUUGAGCACUACAUCUGUUCUAGAUUUUUUUGUUUGUUUUGUGUCUAUAGUGUGAUUUAAAACAAAAAAAAUACAUUGUUCUAUAUUGAUUGUACAUAAUGAUGAAAGCGACAUUUCCUCUGGCUUUUCCCUCAUUUGCCUGUCUAUUUUUAUAGGUCAUGUGUACAUAUGAAGAAAUGCGUCGGCCGUUUUACUAACAGGAGGAGCCAACUGAAAAUAAAGGAGUGCUAAAUCUGAA